AUGGUAGCACUGCAGGAGUGUAUACUUUAUAAAGAAUCCUGUGAAAAUUACAAGGAAGGAAUAAAAGAGUCAAAUGAUCAACAGAAAACUGGUCAGAGAAGCUUCUACAGUGAAACAGAGCUUGAAUAUGCCCGCUUUGUGCACUCACUGUCCGUACUGGGGAUGCUGCUGAUCUACACUAAUGGGAGAAAGCUCUUUCCGGUUAAAGUACACACGUGUAAAGAUCCAGUCAGUCUGACGGAGCUGCUUGUCACCCUAAUUCUUAUCAUGUACCAACACCCAAAGGCGUCUCACAGGGAUGUUUCACACUCAGAUACGUUGUCUCCCAGUGUUCUGGUGAUGGAGGUGCUAUGGAUGCUGUGUGAAAGGACAGAAAGUGCUGCAGACUGUCUGCAUGUGAGCCCUGUGAUAGAGACUCUACUGGCACCUGUGCUAGCACUGCUCAGUGGACACAAGACCAAAUUAAAGUCUCCUCUAGCGACUUUAACACUCAUUGCUGAUGUUUUGGCUCGAAUCGCCAACACCAACAAAGGAUUAGAUCUCUUCCUACACAAGAAGAAUCUAAUAAUAUCCCAAAAUCAGAGAACCUCUGCGGCACACGUCAUUGUUCAGUUCACUUUGAAGCUGCUGAAUAAACAGCUCCCUGCGCUGAGUGACCCUGAGGUGUCCUAUUCUUUAUGUGGCGCCUUCAUAUUUGUGUGUAGACAGAUGUACAACACCUGUGAGGGUCUGCAGGUGCUCCGACCCUACGGCUUGCACAAAGCUCUGGCCACAGCCUGGAGACAGAUCAGAGAAGGGCUUCAGACUCCAACACCCGGAACCAAUCAAGAAUUGUCCAGUGAUCGUGAAAACACGCUCAUGUGGGAGGAGACCAUCUUGGACAGCCUACUGAACUUUGCAGUGACUCCUAAAGGUCUUCUACUUCUGCAACAGACUGGGGCUAUUAAUGAGUGUGUGGGAUACAUGUUCUCACGCUUUACCAAAAAGCUGCAGGUGAGUCGUUGUGAAAAGUUUGGAUAUGGGGUGAUGGUGACACAGAUUGCAGCGACUGCUCCUGGAGUGGUGGCUCUAAAUAGCUCAGGUUUUAUUCGGGCUUUGGUGAUUGAGCUAUGGUCAGUCCUGGAAUGUGGGAAUGAAGAUGUAAGAGUUGUUCGUCCAAAACCAACCCCUAUGGAUCCUAUUGACCGAAGCUGCCUAAAGUCAUUCCUGUCUUUGGUCAACCUCCUUUCCUCUUCCCAUUCUGUGUGGGAACUGCUAGGGCGUCAAACUCUAGCCAACAAGGAUGAAUACACUUUGAGAGAGAUGCCUACAUCCAUCCUAGAUCUGAUUGACAGGCUGAUUGCUGUGAAUUCAGAUGCCAAGAUACACUCUCUGUUCCACUUUGAGCAAUCUCACACGUUUGGCCUGAGGCUUCUCAGUGCGCUUUGCUGUAAUCUGGACACAUUCCUGCUGCUGGAGAGCCAGUACAACAUCUGCUCCAUGCUGCUACAGAGGCAAAAGGAAAAUGUCGCCGAGAUGGGCAAUGGCAAAGGGGAGAUCAUCCUGGACAGUUUAUCAGUGGAGAGGAACUACGUGCUGGUUUGUGUGAGUGUAGUUGGAGGUGCUUCAGAAAGAAAACUCCCUCCUCGCUCCUUACAAGAGGGAGAGGACCCCUUUCCCUGGCCUUUGUUUAGCUGCUACCCUGUCCCAAGCUGCUACACUCUGGAGCUGAAAGAGACUGAUCAAAUAUCUUCAGAUCCUGAGCUCAGUGUGUUCCUGGCAUCGUCUGCAGAUAUUAGUGAUGAGAGCUGGAUGGAGCAGUGCAGAAGUCACUAUCGCAGGAUUAUGGCAAAGGCGCCCACUGUGCUAACCGGAGAUGUUUUGGCUAAUCUUCUGGAAAAAGCUGUUUCUCAUUUGUCCACUGCAGACUGUGAAUGCUUCUUUCCUCAAACUUUGUACAAAGCGGAGGAGAAAGCAGUGAAGAGUGCUUCUCUGCUGUCAGUGGAGGAGCUGGGGAUCAACAUCUGUCUCAGAUAUGGCUGCUUCCUGAAGCUGCUCGGAGAUGACGCAGGGGCCGAUUUGACUCUGCUGAUGAAACACAUGAAGGUCUUUUGGAGCUCUCAGAGAGUGAAAAGCACUUCACGCCUCAUUUGUCUGCAGGAUAGCUACCCAGGACACGACUGGCUGAGCUCCACAGUGUUCCUCAUGAUGAAGGGGGACAUGGACCGUGCACUCAGCCUGUUACUGGGCCUCUCAUCUCUGCUGGUCUCAGCUUUUAUAUGGCCAGCCAGGAUACACACCUCAGUCCAUGUUCCUGUGGCUGUGGCUGAGUCUGGGAUCGGGCCGCUUUACUGGUGCACUGCACACUAUGUGGAGAUGCUGCUCAAGUCUGAGCUCCCCCUGGUCCACUCAGCCUUCAGGAUAUCUGGAUUCACCCCAUCUCAGAUGUGCCUCCAUUGGCUGACUCAGUGUUUGUGGAACUACCUGGACUGGCCUGAGAUUGUCCACUACCUCUCCACGUGUGUGCUGAUGGGAGCAGACUACCAGGUCUACAUGUGUGUGGCUUUGUUCAAACACCUGCAGCCAGCCAUCCUGCAGCAGACUCAGUCCCAAGAGCUCCAGGUCUUUCUUAAGGAGGAGCCGAUCCGAGGCUUCAGAGUGUGUGACUACUUGGACUUUAUGGCGGAUCUGGAGCACAGAUACAGAGACAUGGUCCUCACUGACAUGAAGAACGUCUGUAAUCCUGUCGACUAGGACCACUCGCCACUACCAAACUCUUACCUGCUAUUUACCAAGCGGCUUUUCAUCAACGCCAGAAGCAUCCACUGCAGACCGCUGUGUGCUGAAUAUGUAUGCGAGCGGAGUUUUGUGGUGAUGAAACGGCAGAUGGGAAGACUUACAGAUGAGAGAGAGUCUGUUGUCACUGUAAAGACUGCUGCCUCUGAAAAGAAAGGAUCCAGCGCACAGAGGAACCAGGGAUACAGUGUUUGCAAAAUGAUACAGAAUUGGAGAAGUUGCUACAUGCUAUGUUUCUAACAGAACCAUGCUGGGCUGUAGAUGGAUAAAUUAUGCACUGAAUAUCUAUGUAAACGUUUUAGGGAAAAAAUCAUACUGGUUAUAAAAAUGCACUAUUAACUUUUGAAGUAUAUGCAGCGUUAUGCAAAGUAAGCGUAUUCUGAAAUGACAAUCUGAAAAUCACUGUUGUUUCAUUUGUGGGGUUUUUUGUUGUUGUUUUUUUUUUGUGGUUGUUUUGUAAAGAACUUUAAAUUGUACAUACGAUCCUAAAACAUUUCUAAAUGACAUUAUUUGUACUUUAUAACCAAGGGUACUAGGACCACUGUACUUUACAUUUAUAAGGAGGUACUGGGAUUUUUUCAGAUUUAAGAAGAAGGAAUUGAAUCAUAUUUUGAUGUAACAUUUUCUUUAAAGGGCCCAUAUUUUCUGAUCUAUGUUAUGAUAUUGUUCUCUCCUCAAAAGCAGCCUCAAAAGAUUUGUGUUUUGUUUCAUUCACUCAUGUUAAACACAAACAGUGCAUCUUCUUCUCGCACAUGGAAAACACAUUGUUCCACUUUGAGAUGUCAUGUGAUAAUACAGUAAGUGCUCCACUGUGUUUUUAAAUUACCAUACACCUUCACUAGAAUCAUUUGGAUAAUUUCAGCCCUGCAAUUCCUAAUAUUUACUGAACAAAAGUUAACAGAGCAUUUUAAGCUUUGGGGAUGUAGAAAACUGUUAAUAAAGUGUUACUUAAACAUAUGAAUGAAACAAAACACAACUAAAGGCAUGUUCUUGUGGAAGAUUUUUUGUUUUUCGAUUUUGCAUAAUACAGGAACUUCAAUGUUUUUGCAAGAUGAUUUUGGACAUUUUUUACAACACCUUGCACAUUUUUAUCAUGUUUCACCUGCUUAAAUGAUAUUGUACAUUUUCCAUACACAUAUGCACAAAUAGCCACUUCUAACACAAGAAUCUGUUGUUUUUAAAUUUCCAUCUGCGUAGGCAAGUAAA
Boleophthalmus pectinirostris (great blue-spotted mudskipper) is the source of this 3981-nucleotide messenger RNA. Its product is annotated as TBC1 domain family, member 32. Bases 1 to 2733 code for a protein of 910 amino acids. The transcript has 23 exons. Lineage: Eukaryota; Metazoa; Chordata; Actinopteri; Gobiiformes; Gobiidae. Gene Ontology annotation, biological process: non-motile cilium assembly. The record is from RefSeq and is a predicted model, not a curated record.